GACUGACACAUGUAUUUAUUUAUGUAAUGACUACCAGAAGUUUAGGAGCGGUUGUCUUUGGUGCUGGAAUCGCUGGUAAAGUUAGGAUACGAGACAUACUGAGUUGUGAUGGUGAAAACAUUGGCGCAAAACUCGUAGGCUUUGUAUCAAGACGUCAACUUGCAAUAGAUGGCGCCACACAGAUAACAGAGGAUGAAGCCCUCCAUCGACCGGAAGUUGAUGCUGUCUUAAUUUGUACAGAACCGUGCGAACAUGAACAUGUGAUAAGGAAAGCCUUUGGCUGCGGGAAACAUGUCCUUGUGGAGUUUCCUGUUUGUACAUCAGCGUCAGUCACUGCGGAAUUGUCUCAUCUUGCAGAAGAAAAGGGAUUGGUAUUACAUGAAGAGAACAUUGCUUUACUAACACCAGGUUUUCUUGCUCUGAAAGAAAAGUUACUCAAUGCUAGAAGUCCUCUUGUAAAGGGAGAGAUUCAUUUAACAGGGAGCUACAAUGGUUGGGUAGAGGAUUUUGAGAAGUCUGGUGGACCUUUUUGCGUAAAUGUUUCCCUGAUACAGACCUUAUAUGAACUUGUUGGUAAUGACCUUCACGCAACAGGAGGUCAACUAGAAGUCACAGAUACUGGAUUCGUAGCAACUGCCAAACUCGCGUGUUCAAAAUGCAGGGAUUUAACCUUGACUAUAAGAAGAACAAAGGAAAGGUCGAAGCGGGAAAAACAGACGAAGUUUAUAUUGGUAGAUGGAACUGUACUUGAUGAUACUCCAGGAGUGACGCCCCCUCCCGUGGAGGGUAUGUCACAACCACCAAAGAAACCAGGGUUGUUCAUGCAAGAUUUUCUCCAAUUUGUUGAUAAAGUGAAGGGAUUAAGAGAAAACACUACAGACACUGCUAGAACACUUCACUGUGUCCAGGUAGCCGACGAUAUACAUAGAUUUAUGGGACUGAAUUCAUAGAACUUCUGAUCUGUUUUAGGUUAAAGACUAAAUUUGCGAAAAUGUCUGAUCUGUACUUUGGUUCAUGAUUAAAAAAAUAGAACUCA
Mercenaria mercenaria is the source of this 1036-nucleotide messenger RNA. Its product is annotated as biliverdin reductase A-like. Gene Ontology annotation, molecular function: nucleotide binding. The record is from RefSeq and is a predicted model, not a curated record. NCBI's taxonomy places the organism in Eukaryota, Metazoa, Mollusca, Bivalvia, Venerida, Veneridae. The transcript has 8 exons. Bases 27 to 950 code for a protein of 307 amino acids.